Cloeon dipterum is the source of this 1313-nucleotide messenger RNA. Its product is annotated as protein Star-like. Lineage: Eukaryota; Metazoa; Arthropoda; Insecta; Ephemeroptera; Baetidae. The transcript has 4 exons. The coding region runs from base 479 to 1216 and encodes 245 amino acids. The record is from RefSeq and is a predicted model, not a curated record.
GUCGAACGUGGCUUGCGACCGUUCUCAAAAUGAUUAGUGGAACGGCGACUAAUGUCUGGUGGAUAUGCUACUUUCUAAUUGUGGUUUUUGUCUGUCAGUAUUACUUGAUAUACAAAGCGAGAUUGGUGCUGACCUCGGAAAUCGAGCAGAUCAGGGUUGCUUUGGACAGUGCGGAGCUGAGCAUUCAAGACAUGGACAAAAAGGCGUCCGAGCCGAUGCAGAAGAUGCAAGAACUGCAGCAGAGAAUAGGAAACGCGGAGAGAAAAGCAAACGACCUCCAAUCAGAUAUUCGGAAUCUGCAGCAGAGAAUUGACACGGUGGAGAAAAACGCGACAAAUAGUUCUAAACUGAACACUUUGGAUCUUGAUGAAUUACUCAUUGACCACGAAAAGCUGGAAAACUUUUUAUCCAGCAAAAUAUCCCCAGGCAAGGAUUUAAAAAUGAGAGUUGCAAUUAAGUCAAAAUCUUUUCAGAGGUUAUGAGUUUCUUCACGUAUUCAACAUUUGAAGCAAUAAAAUUGGACGAACUCGAAGGCGACAAUCCUGAAGUUGUAACUCACGUAAAGAAAUACAUGAUAAUUCCGCCUCCAAAUGCAGCAGUAAAAUACGAGUCCAACCAUUCUGCUGGAUUGCAGCUCCAACACAUAUUUCAAAACAAAACAGGAGGAUAUUUCGUCGAGAGUGGGGCAAAUGACGGACUGCAUUCCUCCAAAACGGUGCAGCUGGAGAAUGCCCUCGCGUGGACUGGCGCCCUUAUUGAGCCUGACCCUGGCAAUGUGCUGCUGGCAAGGGACAAGAAGAGAAACGCGUCUUUAAUUCCAACCUGUUUGAGCACUUCGACAAAGCCAAAGCUCUCUGCUUUUAAAGCAGGACAAGGAGUGGUUUUAGACAUUUCGGACAGCGAUUUGAUAGUUCAUUGCAUGCCGCUUCACUCCAUUUUGCUCGCUCUGGACAAACCAUCGAUUGACUUUUUAAGCUUGAGCGUUGGAGGCGCUGAGCUGGACAUUUUGAAAACUGUUCCCUUUGAUAAAUUUGAUAUCAAGGUGAUCAUGGUAAACUUUGAAAAGAUCAGUGGCGGCGUGGAGGCUCUGCAGGGUUUCCUAUCAAGCAACAAUUACGUCAUUUUUCCAACCAUUCCUGCAGAGCAGGAGAAAGGUCAAUGGGCAGAAUUUCACCGUAUUUUCGUCAAAAAAGGCAGUGGUUUUAAAGAGGAGUAAAUAAGUUUGUUUGGAAACGAAAAUUUGUAAUUAAAUAUUCAUUCAUUUUGGGUGCUUGUAAUGCUUCAAACUUUUUAGCCUUUCAUUCCUUUGUUAA